AUGCUCGGCGGCCUUCAACCCCGUCAACUCCUCACCCAGCUCCUCAAUUUCGCUCUGGUCCUCUCAACAGCGUUCAUGCUAUGGAAGGGUCUAUCCGUCGCCACAGAUUCCCCGUCUCCCAUCGUCGUCGUUCUUUCUGGUAGCAUGGAGCCUGCAUUUCAAAGAGGAGACCUGCUAUUUCUAUGGAAUCGAGGGCAGGAUACGCAGGUUGGGGAGAUCGUGGUCUACAAUGUGAAGGGGAAGGACAUACCGAUCGUGCAUAGAGUGGUGAGGAGAUAUGGGGGAGGAGAUGAGCCAUUGCAAUUACUCACGAAAGGAGACAACAAUUUGGCGGACGAUACGGAGCUUUAUGCAAGGGGGCAGGAUUAUUUGACAAGGUCUACGGACAUCAUUGGAAGCGUGAUUGGUUAUGUACCUUUUGUGGGAUACGUGACAAUAUUGCUGUCGGAGCAUCCUUGGCUGAAGACGGUAUUGCUGGGACUUAUGGGAGUCAUGGUCGUUCUGCAGAGGGAAUAA
Letharia columbiana is the source of this 516-nucleotide messenger RNA. RefSeq lists its product as uncharacterized. The coding region runs from base 1 to 516 and encodes 171 amino acids. NCBI's taxonomy places the organism in Eukaryota, Fungi, Ascomycota, Lecanoromycetes, Lecanorales, Parmeliaceae. Gene Ontology annotation, molecular function: serine-type endopeptidase activity. Gene Ontology annotation, cellular component: signal peptidase complex; membrane. The transcript is spliced from 2 exons. The record is from RefSeq and is a predicted model, not a curated record.